Molecule: messenger RNA, 3170 nt
Organism: Cucurbita maxima (winter squash)
Lineage: Eukaryota; Viridiplantae; Streptophyta; Magnoliopsida; Cucurbitales; Cucurbitaceae
Product: ethylene receptor 2-like
Exons: 5
Coding region: 755-3067 (770 amino acids)
Biological process (GO): response to ethylene; phosphorelay signal transduction system
Cellular component (GO): endoplasmic reticulum membrane; endoplasmic reticulum
Molecular function (GO): protein binding; phosphorelay sensor kinase activity; ethylene binding
Source: RefSeq, a predicted model, not a curated record
GUUUCCGAAACAACGGCGCAAGCAGUCUGCGUUCUUCUCCAAUGUUCUUCACUUCUCUCUCUACAAAAACGUGUUUACUCUUGUGUUUGAAUUUUCAAGGGCAGGGAGAGAGAAAGGGCAUCAUAGAACCAGUUCGCGAAUCACAAAGAGAAGAGUGUAGCCCUCUUUCUUCUCGUUAGUUUUUGAUUUUUUCCUCUUCCUUUCUUGUUUGUUUCCCCCCCUCUUUUUUCGAGUAUGGAUUGUGUAGUUACCUAUAAGGAUUAGAGCGCACCUCUGUCCACCAAAGAAGAUCUGGUUUCGAUUCUCUCCGAUUUUCUUGCUCUCUUCUUGUUUUUAUUCUUCAAUCGCCUUCUUACUGCUGAGUUUCGAUUCGAAUCCUGUUUUUGUUUUUGGUUCUCAAUCUUAUUCCGGGAGGAUUUCUUGUUUUGUUUUGUUUUUUUUUUUCCCUGUUCUUGCUCUGAGGAAGAAGAGGUGUUCUGGGAUUGAUUGAUUGAUUUGGGUUUCUGUUUGGUGGGUUUGUGUUUAAAUGGGCGAAACGCGGAAUGGAUUUGAUUAAUGGAUGAGGGACAUCGGAUUGUGAAGCGUUUGAGGUCUUUGCAUAUGGUGGAAUGCUAAGAUCUGGAGCUGGAUGUGAAUGGAAUCUGAUGUAUUGGCGACUUGUUGGUUUUCCCUCUUCAGUUGAGGCGGCCAUUGGGGUUUGAGUGUCUCCAAUUUUGGGCUUAAAUGGAUUGAAGAAACUUGGGUUUUGGAUGCAAUGUUCAAGGCAUUGCCAUCUGGGUUUCUGAUUUUGUUAUUAUUGGUAUCUGUUUCUGCUACCGACAACGGAUUUCCGCGAUGUAAUUGCGACGAUGAGGGUAGUUUAUGGAGCAUCGAGAGCAUUUUGGAGUGUCAGCGUGUGAGUGAUUUCUUGAUUGCUGUGGCUUACUUCUCCAUCCCUAUUGAACUUCUUUACUUCGUUAGUUGCUCCAAUGUACCCUUUAAAUGGGUUCUGUUUCAGUUCAUUUCCUUCAUUGUUCUAUGUGGUUUGACCCAUUUGCUCAAUGGCUGGACUUAUGGCCCUCACUCCUUCCAGUUAAUGCUAGCUCUCACUGUCUUCAAAAUCCUCACAGCUCUGGUUUCUUGUGCUACUGCUAUUACCCUCAUCACUCUCAUUCCUUUGCUUCUCAAGGUGAAGGUGAGGGAGUUUAUGUUGAAGAAGAAGACAUGGGAUCUUGGCAUCGAAGUUGGGAUGAUAAUGAGACAGAACGAAGCUGGCUUACACGUUCGGAUGCUUACUCAAGAGAUCCGCAAGUCGCUUGAUCGACAUACCAUACUUUACACGACCAUGUAUGAGCUUUCUCAAACUUUGGGUUUGCAUUACUGUGCAGUUUGGAUGCCUAAUGAGAGCAAGACAGUUAUGAAUUUGACUCAUGAGUUGAAGGAUAGGAGCUUCUCAGAUGGUUAUAAUGUCUCUAUACCGAUUAGUGAUUCCGAUGUCAUUAGAAUCAAGGGUAGCGAUGGGGUUAACAUUCUUGAACCAAAUUCAGCUCUUGUUGUUGCUAACUGUGGCGAGUCUGAUCAAAGGGGACCUGCAGCAGCGAUUAGAAUGCCGAUGCUACGUGUUUCAAAUUUUAAAGGAGGAACUCCUGAGAUUGUUCCGACUUACUAUGCAAUUUUGGUUUUGGUUCUCCCUGGUGGACAGCCUAGAUCUUGGAACAACCAGGAACUUGAGAUAAUUAAGGUUGUUGCGGACCAGGUGGCUGUAGCUCUCUCCCAUGCCGCCCUUCUCGAAGAGUCCCAGCUCAUGAGGGAGAAACUGGCCGAACAAAACCGAGCGCUGCAGCAGGCUAAGAUGAAGGCUAUGAUGGCAAGCCAAGCUAGGCAAUCCUUUCAGAUGGUAAUGAGUGAUGGUAUGAGGAGACCUAUGCACUCCAUCUUGGGUUUGCUUUCGAUGCUGCAGAAUGAGAAUGUUAAUGACGACCAACGAAUUAUCCUCGAUGCAAUGGCGAGGACUGGUAAUGUUGUUUCGACAUUGAUAGAUGAUGUUAUGGACGAUUCGAUUAAGGAUAGUGCAAGAUUUCCUUUGGAAUUGGAGAUGAGAUCUUUCAGGUUACAUUCUAUGAUAAAGGAGGCAGGUUGUCUUGCCAAGUGCUUGUGUACUUAUAAGGGCUUUGGUUUUGCGUUCGAGGUUCAGAGAUCUCUGCCCGAUCACGUCAUGGGCGACGAGAGAAGGGUUUUUCAGGUGAUUUUACAUAUGGUAGGGAGCCUGUUAAAUGACAUCAACCAGGGAGGAGGAUAUGCUUUGUUUCGGGUUGUCGCUGAGAGCGGAAGUCAGGGAAGGAACGACCAAAGAUGGGGUAACUGGAGACAAAACUCUUCUGAUGGGGAUGCAUAUAUCAGAUUUGAGAUUGGGAUAAACAAGAGUAACUCUCAAUCCGAGGGCGGCUCUAUUCCUAACGUGGUAUCUGGGGAUUGGAGAUACGCUAGCGGGGACGGAGCCGAGGAACGCUUGAGCUUUACCAUCUGCAAGAAGCUCGUUAAGUUGAUGCAAGGGAAUAUAUGGGUAAUCCCAAAUCCUCAAGGCUUUACACGAAGCAUGGCACUCGUUCUUCGUUUUCAACUCCGACCCUCGAUAGCAGUGGCCAUACCAGAGUCUGGAGAAUCAUAUGAACAUCCACACUCCAACUCCAUCUUCAGAGGCUUGCAAGUUCUUUUAGCUGAUGCUGACGACAUGAACAGAGCUGUGACACGAAAACUGCUCGAGAAGUUGGGCUGCAACGUGACUGCUGUUUCUUCUGGAUAUGAAUGUCUAACAGCCAUGGCAACUGCCAGUGCCUCAAUCCAAGUGGUCCUCUUGGAUCUUUACAUGCCAGAAAUAGAUGGUUUCGAAGUUACGUCGAGGAUCCGAAAGUUUCGAAGCCAGAAUUACAAACCAGUGAUCAUUGCAUUAACUGCAAGCGCAGGUGAAGACUUGUGGGAAAAAUGUGUUCAGACUGGCAUGAACGGUCUCAUUCGAAAGCCAGUUCAGUUGCAAGGAAUCACCACCGAGCUUCGCCGUGCUCUGCUGCAAACGAACAAGGUCAUUUGAGAUGGAAAAAUGGCUUCCGCCCAGAGAGAACGACACGAAGAACUCGAAAAAAUAUUCCAGAAUUUGACAGUGAAAAUGGUAUACUGUAGUUGUUGCCCCAACC